This is a messenger RNA of Cyprinodon tularosa, 3242 nucleotides long. Its product is annotated as specifically androgen-regulated gene protein. Bases 281 to 1990 code for a protein of 569 amino acids. The transcript is spliced from 4 exons. The record is from RefSeq and is a predicted model, not a curated record. Lineage: Eukaryota; Metazoa; Chordata; Actinopteri; Cyprinodontiformes; Cyprinodontidae.
CUGCUGUUAAAGAAGGUCUCGUACCUGCCGCGUCUGCUGCAGCGCUUCGCGAAGCUUUACUUCCAGGAACAGCCCGGAGCUCUGAGGUUUUAUUGCCAGCUAUGGACUGAGAGCGGACAGCGCCUAUGUGAGUCCAUAUGAAGAGAGAAAGAACCGAAACAUCUGUGGAAAUAUAGAAGCUUUCUCAACACAAAUUACCUCCCAGAGUGACAAGUAAAACUUAAACAAGCAAGACUGGACAGCGACAAACAGAACCAGCAGUAAUACACGUCUUUGUGCAAUGUCUAGGAGUGGCACAUGGCCAGGCAAUGUUGCCAUGGAGUCCUUGAGUAAUGUGGACAGUGCAGGGAGCUGUGAUAGUGUAAUCAGCACAAACUCUGUGUGGAGCCAGGAUAGUAUGGAGCACCUAUCUGCAGAGGAGAAGGCAUGUCUGAUGUAUCUGGAGGAAACAAUCGAAGCGUUGGAAGUUCAGGAAGACAGUGGCUUAUCAAAUGAUGAACCAGACGUGUUGUCAAGGGCAGAACCACACAAUCAGUUAAGAAGAAAUGGAAGUCACAAGAUCUCCACACCAACCACCCACCCAGCAACAGAUCCUCUACUCACUGGGUUAACCAGAGCACGUGAAAGUCAGCGUUAUACUACACCACAAACUGCUUCCAGUUCUGUAGUUGACAUGAAAGAUCCUGAAAAGAAGGACCUGAGGGUUGAAACUGAUACUAUCGUCUCUGAUGGUGCUACUGGUUACACAUCAUCAUCAGAAAAAACAACUGAGGGGUCAAAGUUAAAUUCAUCAGAGGCCUCAGAGCUUGAUCUGGAAAUAAUCCCUCCUCCUACAGACUUCAUGGAUGAAUCAGACCUGGCUGUUCCUCCAGAGACAAUGACUGUGCUCCCCCCACCUGCAAACGGCUCUUUAGAGCAAAAAACAACUCUUGACUUGCAGCAGAUGCACCAGAGAUCCUCUUUGAGAAAACCUGUAACCUUCUCUGCUACUGAAGAUUCUCCAAGCAAACACUCAGAAGUUCCCCUCACUCCCCUAAUGAGUCCCCCUGCUGAUUUUCCAGAGCCCAGAAGUCCACCUGCUGUGGCCCCAAAACCUACGAAGCUUCCUACAAACAUCUUGUUAAAGUCACAAAAAUCCCCAACAUCUCAGUCACAUGGAAACCCAGGGCAUGUGAUGCCUGCCCAAAGUGAUCGGAUGAUUUUGGACCCUCAGAAAACUCGGAUUGAGGCCCUCCGGAAGCUUGGAUUGCUAAAAGACAACGAAGAGAAAUCCAGCCCUGUUGUUAGCCCUAAUCUUCCUCUGAAAUCUGCUGCAAACAGAGGCUCACAGAGCCACUCUCCACCAGUCAGUCCUGGUGCUCCUCAUUCACCACCUAGAACCCCAUCUCUCACCCCAGUUAAUAACCCCCCUCCAGCACUCACCGCUCAAACAUCACCUGCUCCGGUUGUGUUACCAUCAGCCUCUUCUGCAUCCCCUCCCAUCCAGGAUGCUGAAAUCCUCCCAGCACCAGCAGCUUUCUGUGAUCCCACUGGGCCUGUAGAUAACCAACUUUCUGCAGACACUGAGACAAGUUUCAGUACCUCUUCUAAUACCCCAUCUGUACCGCUUAAUCAGCUUACCCCACCAAAGGUGAUUGGUAUGAAAUCUGCAACCUUGGAGAGAUCAGGCUUAGGUCUGAGCAGCCAGAUGUCCGCUCAAAACUUAUCCAUGAGAGCCAGCGACGAGAAAGACUCAAAGCACCUACGCAACACUCGGCCUCGACCUGCUUCUCUGGGAAGUGGGAAAGACUUUUCUCACGCUAAGGGAGAUGGUUUGGUGGCAAGUGGAUCGCCACACUCUCAGAAGCCCCAGUCCACACAAGCUUCCCACCAGAGACAGUCUUCCAAACUGCCUAGAUCACAAGGCAUCAGUGUGCUGAUCUGCCCUCGCUCAGAGAAUGAAGAUGACCGACGUGAAGCCCUAAAGAAACUAGGACUGCUCAGGGACUGAGUCAAGACCUCUUUUAUAUACUAUAAAAAAGAAUAAGACAGACUAUAUCUGGAUUUAAAACUCUUACAGAGUGCCUUAGCCACAUGUUUUUGCUUCUGUUUUCCACAGAAUGAGCUUCUAAGGAAUUGGAAUCGAGGGGACUGGCAUGACACAUGAACAGUUCGUUAGUUCUCUCAUAUCAGACUUAUGAUAGCUGUAAGUUAUAUAGUUAUAUAUAUAUAUAUAUAUAUAUAUAUAUUAGAAAAAAAUCCUUUUGCCUUUGGAAACCUUAACAAUCUUUGUUGUUUUUUCUGCUGAUUUGUUUGACUUAAUCCCAUAGGAUACUGCAUGUUUCGACCAUUCACCAUUUUCUACUUCAGCUGUUGGUUGUUUCACAGCAGAGUUUUUUUGGGUGCAGGCAGGAGUCACCUCCCACCAGAUCUUUUUUAAGGCCCUUGUGCCAAUUUGUCCCCACCUUUCAUAACUGAGCUGUGAUGUGGAUCUGAAAUAGGGGUGAAAGUAAACAAAUGCAUCCAGACUGGAGUCAAUAUAGUUUUGUUUUUAGAUACUUUAAAUACUUUAUAAUUAACAAUCCAUCUGAUUUUCUCUUAAGUUAACUGUAUGGAGGUUGUUGUGUAGUACAUUCUUAGUUGUGAAGAUGGUAAUUUCUGAUUCAGCUGAAUCCUUUCUUUCUGUAACUAGAAGAAAAAAAAUUUCUUGUUCGAAAUCUGAUACAGCUGCUUUGUUUGACACAUAUAUGAAGAAUCACAACUAUAUGACACUUUAGCUACAAUGUGGAGUCAGUGUGGAAGUCACAGGUAUCUGUGUCUUUAUCUGAAGAUAAUAUAACCAGCAUUUAUAAAGUGUCUUAUUUAUUGUAAACGAAGCGUCUGCCCCAUGUGUCAUGUCAAAGCAGACACUGACGCGCAGGUUCUCACGUUUGGUUUCUCCACUUUUUUGUUGUUGUUGUUGUGAUGGUGGAAAAACAGGUUGCACCUGUUUCUCAGCCCUGAUGGAACAUUGUCGUUGAUUACAGUAACUCGUCUGAGGAACUUGUUCACAGCUGAAAAAUAUCAAGGACAGGUGGAUCUGUUCUUUUUCUCACAUUUUCUUUUCACUUCAAGCUCUUUUUUGAAAAUUAACCUAAAAAUGUGAAACAUGCAAAGUAACUAUUUCAAUAAAAUGAAUCACAUUUGUUCCAAACCUAGAAAUGUAGUUCUGUAGAAUAUAAAAAUAGUUGAUAAGAAAUAAAAAUAAAAUAAAUAGAAUAAAA